CUAAUCAUGUGAUUCAGGUGUGUUGACCCAGGGUGAGAUAAAACCUGCAGGGACACCGGCCCUCGUGGACUGGGAUUGGGGACCCCUGCAGUACAGGGACCAGAGUGACAUAAGGGGCAAAGGGGCUCGGAAAUACAAAACAGACACCGAAACACUCAUAACCAUGAACAAUAGAAGAAAACAGACUAAUAAACAAUAAUACAAAAUCAAAAACAAUGGGCCGCAGGCCCAGGACCGUAACAACAAGUGACUCAAACAGUAUCGCACAUCCUCGCUGCAGGUGUGAAGAAGGAAACCUCAAAUACAAAAUGAUGUAAAUUUAUGAAAAUGUUUUGACAAAGCUUAAAAUCCUACUGUCAGUUCUGUAAAUGUUACAUUUUAAGUUUCAAAUGCGAACAGAAUAUUAAUCCCAUAGAGCAGCAAACAGCCCGGUACAUGUUGUUUCUCCUAAAUUUAAUUCUGUCAUUUGCUGUAAAAAAUAUAUUUUAUUUCGAAGGAUCAACAGAAAAUGAUCAGGUUAUCUUAAGAGGACCAAACUUUUAAUGCAUCAGCAGCUGUGUGUUAUCAGGACUAACCGGAGAUGAAGAUGUUGCUGCCACUCCUGCUCCUCGUACUCGUUUCCCACCAUGCCCUCUCCACAGUGGUGGAGGUGUAUGAGGGGGAAUUAUCUGUCCUGUUGACUUGCAAGUACUCAGGUUUUAUUCCUGAAAACCCCACAGUGCUGUGGACUCGCAAUGAUCUCAACCCCAAAUCUGUCCACCUACAACGAGAAGCAACAGAUGAUCUGAAAGGACAAAACCAGCAUUACAGAGGGCGCACAUCAAUGAGGCCUGAUGCUCUGGACACUUUAGACUUCAGCCUCACUCUGAGAAAACCAACAAAGACUGAUAGCAGCAUCUAUACCUGCUUCUUUGGAAAUGAAAGAAAUGAACUGAAACUGACAGAGAUACAGCUGCAUGUCAAAGGCGAGCAGGUGGAGGUAAAGGUGGAGGAAGGGUCAGAGUCUGUGAUCCUGCCCUGCAAAACAACAUCUGACCUGCCUGAGGGCACCACAGUGGAGUGGACUCACUCUGACCCUGAACUGAUGGUGGCCCAAGUGCAUUCAAACAAUAGUGAUCACCCGAAACAGCUGGACAACCUUUACUGCGGCCGUGGAAAGAUGAACAAAGACCUGCUGAGAACUGGAGACCUCAGUCUGACCCUGAAAUACCCCACAGAGAGAGACAGUGGAGGAUACAUCUGCACCAUCUACAGGGACAAAGACAUCCUGAGACAGAAAGUAGUGCUGCAGGUCAAAGAACGGUUUCCAUCCUGGGCCAAAGCUCUCCUGGUUCUCCUGGUUCUUCUUGUGGUUUCUGGAGGUCUUUUAUUUUAUUUCCGGCAGUAUUUCAUGUCAGUUUACCAGGUGGAGGUGGAUUCAGGGGCGGACUCUAUCUUGCUGCCCUGCAAAGCCACAGUUUGGCUGCCUAAAGAUGCUAAAGUGGAGUGGAAGGACAAGAACAACAGGAAGGUCCACGUGUAUGAGAACGGCUCUGACCAGCCUGAAGAACAGGACGAUAAAUACAAGAACAGAACAAAGAUGAAGAGGAAGGUCCUGGAACCUGGAGACCUCAGUCUGACCCUGAAAUACCCCACAGAUGGAGACAACUCCACCUACACCUGCACCGUCUACAGCAGGGAGGGAAACGUCCUGAUGACGAAACAAGUGGAGCUAAAAGUCAGAGUCCCCCAGGUGGAGGUGGAGGAGGGGGUGGAGUCUGUUCAGCUGCCCCUCAAAACCACACUUCACCUGCCUGAAGAUGUUAUAGUGGAGUGGAAGGACAAACAUGACAGGAAGGUCCACGUAGACCGAACGAAGAUGAAUGAAGACCUGCUGAAAACUGGAGACCUCAGUCUGACCCUGAAAUACCCCACAGACUGGCACACUGACACCUACACCUGCACCGUCUACAGCAGGGAGGGAAACAUCCUGCUGAAGAAACAAGUGAAGCUGAAAGUCAGAGAACGCCUUGCCAACCUCACCAUCAAAGGAACAAUCACGAUGUACAACACCUCUGCCUAUGCGUCAACAGAGACCAGCUUGGAUGCGGCCAAGGACAACUUCUAUAACAGUCUUUGGCUCAUCUUGGACGCAACUCCAAAGACUGACCUCAUCAUUAUUGCUG
Pelmatolapia mariae (spotted tilapia) is the source of this 2165-nucleotide messenger RNA. RefSeq lists its product as uncharacterized. The record is from RefSeq and is a predicted model, not a curated record. The annotation marks the transcript as partial. Gene Ontology annotation, biological process: immune response; negative regulation of T cell proliferation; cell surface receptor signaling pathway. The transcript has 8 exons. Lineage: Eukaryota; Metazoa; Chordata; Actinopteri; Cichliformes; Cichlidae. Gene Ontology annotation, cellular component: external side of plasma membrane.